AUGUCGCGUCCCUCCAUACCCAAGCUCUCGCUGGCCUUCAAAAAGACCGCGACGGCCGACACCGCCCCGCUCUCCGCCCAGCCCCCCGAGAAGGGUCCUCUCAAAAUCGCAGCCCUGGGUCCUGCCAAUGGAUCACUGUCGGCCCCCAUGGCCGCCAUCGCGAUGCCCAAGCUCAAUCUCCCCGCCCGCCAACAAUUGGCCAAUGGAGCCUCCGCCGCCGCCCCACCACCAGAGCAGCCGCCCCCCGACCAGCACCAGCCGCAGGGGAAGGGGGCGCAGGAGGGCCAGCACGCCGUCUACCUGCUCGUACCCGGCCUCGCCUUCCCUACACACUCGGCUCCCGGGGAGCCGCCCCUCACCGUGGGCGGCCUCAAGGCCCUCUGCUACGAUAACCUCUGCCCGCCGCUGCCCCCUUCUUCCUCCUCUUCCUCUCCUUCUGCGGUGUCGUCGCCGCCCCAGCUCGAAUUCUUCCGCCUAUGUCUGAUGCGCAAUUUGGACGAUGGCUCCAACAUUCUGCCCACCAAGCUGUGCCCCACCAACUACGAGGUGGAGAACAUCAACCGGGUGCACAUCAACGGCAUCAGGAGCGCUCCCGUCAAGUACCCCGGCAAAGACGAUGUGCCCUCCGAAGACGGGCCGCGCAGGAUACUGCUCAACUGGCUCGAGAAGGGCUGCAUCGCACUCAACCACGUCGAGCUCAAGAUAGAUGCGCAGGUGAUGCUGAUCAAAAACCUCUCGUCUGAGCUGGUCAACGGUUCCCGCGGCGUCGUGGUGGGCUGGGCAGACCAAGGUCCCUCUGCCCUCUACUUCUACUAA
Molecule: messenger RNA, 816 nt
Organism: Acanthamoeba castellanii str. Neff
Lineage: Eukaryota; Discosea; Longamoebia; Acanthamoebidae
Exons: 3
Coding region: 1-816 (271 amino acids)
Source: RefSeq, a predicted model, not a curated record